CUUAUCGGGUUUUCUCCGUAUAGCCUCGACUUAGACUUCGACCCCGAUCGAUGGUCGAGGCCUAUUUAUGCAGUGGAGCGAGCCUGUGGUACUUCCUGGCAGAUACUUCGAUAUCGUCAAUCGGAGGAGGAGGAGACGAAAGCAGACGUCUCGACAGUCAAAUUCGCUCUCCCCAGUUACCAAUGCCAUGUUUGGAAAAUACGAUAUCUCCAGGACGGAACUGUUGCCCAGUUCUGAUCAAGGGGUGCACGGAAAAUAUCGCCAAAUCCCCUCGUCCCCCAAUUUAUCUCGACGUCGGCUGAGUGGUCCUUUACCCUCUACCACGUCCCGUCCGAGGCAACGAGUUCGCACCAUAACUUGGGUGGAUUCUGGUAAACGAGAGAGAAUACCUGUUGAGUUAUUUAACUCGCUACCCGAAUCUCGAGUCGACCCCGAGUUCUGUGGUGAGGAAAAAGACCUGUCUCGAUUCAAGGUGGUCGGAAGGGCGAAGAAGGACUCCCGUCGGCCGGAAAUUGCGGUGCAGUCGGGUGUGAAGGAGUGUCAGACGAGGAAAGAAGGAACCGUUUUCGGUUUGUAUCGACAACCGAAACCCAUGGACAGCGAUGUACUGCGCAUCUCUGGCCGCGUUAUCUACGACGAUACAGAUAUCAGUCACCCUCCGGGGGAGGACGAAUUUGGUGAAUUACCACCCGAAGAAGUAGUCGACAAUGUUAACGAAUGUUAUAAUGUAAAAAUUAAUGCACCCCAACGCGUCCUGGUCGAAGGAUUUCACGAUUUCUGCCAGACAAUGUUGUCUAUCUACGACGUUGCUAGAGAAACAACCCCUACGAAUACCGAAUCGAAAAUUAUUUUGAAUAAAACUCAUUCGGAUCCCGUUCCUGCUGUUGUUAAAGAGACUCUUAAACCACGUUACAGUCUUCCAACUGGAAGAAUAUUCUCUUGUACUAUUAAACCUACGGAAAAAGUUCGAGACGACGAAGCUAUGGAGGCAAUUCAAGAAUUAGACGCUUCUAUAGAUGGUGUUUCUACUACUGAAAACACACAAAAUUCUUGCAAAAAUUCAGAGAUUGAAGAUGAUAAGAAACCGGAAGUACAAACAGAUAAUUUGAUCGAAGAAGUUGUUCUUCUUUCUUCUAAUCAAAGGAGUUUUUCAUCUUUUCCUUCUCCGGCUCUUGAUAGGGAUAAGAAUGAAUCUAAACCAUCUAAACCCGUAUCUACACAAAAUGAAGAUACCAGUUUAGUUCCUACUAAAGACAUCAUCACUUCCGAAGUUCCUAAGAAGCAAGUAGAAGUAAAUGGAAAGAAAGAAAAGAAUAAUAAAUUGGAAGAUAAGACUGAAACUUCUAUCGUUCAGAGGACAAGUCCAUGUUCUGUAGAUUCGGGCAACAGUUCCCAUCACCCUGGACAUUUCGUAGUUGUGGCCAUUGAUUUUGGCACCACAUACAGCGGUUAUGCAUUUAGCUUUGUACGUGAUCCUGAUAAUAUUCACAUGAUGAAGAAAUGGGAAGGAGGUGAUCCUGGAGUUAUAAAUCAAAAAACUCCUACGACUUUAUUAUUAACGCCAGACAAGAAAUUUCAUUCAUUUGGGUAUUCUGCACGAGAUUAUUAUCAUGAUUUGGAUCCACAGGAAGCGAAAAAAUGGCUGUAUUUCGAAAAAUUUAAGAUGGCUUUACACCAUAAUGAACAUUUAACUUUAGAUACCGAAAUAAAAGCAUCGAAUGGAAAAGCUCUUGCAGCGGUGACUGUUUUUGCUCAUGCACUCAGGUACUUCAGAGAACACGCUCUUCAAGAACUCAGUGAUCAAUCUGCCACAAGAAUAACUAAUGAUGAUGUUCGUUGGGUCGUCACCGUUCCAGCAAUUUGGAGACAACCAGCCAAACAAUUCAUGAGAGCUGCUGCAUACGAAGCAGGUAUUGCUACUUCCGAAUAUCCGGAUCAACUAUUAAUAGCAUUAGAACCGGAGGCUGCAUCUAUAUAUUGUCGUCGAAUGCGAAUGCAUCAACUGGUGCCAGAAAUUCCUUAUAACCAACGUCAAUGUGCCAACGAUGGGACUCAAUCAAAAGAGAUUGGUCAAGAAUUAACUAAGCUGAACAACAAAGGUACAAAGUACAUGGUGGUCGAUUGUGGAGGAGGAACCGUUGAUAUUACAGUUCACGAAUUACUUGAUAAACAGGGUACUUUAAGAGAACUUCAUAAGGCAACGGGUGGCCCCUAUGGUUCCGUAGGAGUAGAUAUGGAAUUCGAAAAUUUACUGAGGAGUAUUUUCGGAAGCGACUUCAUAGAUCAGUUCAAGACUAAACGACCUGCAGGAUUUGUUGAUUUAAUGAUUGCUUUUGAAGCCAGGAAAAGAAACGCGAGCCCUUUCAAAGCCAAUCCGCUUAAUAUCUCAUUACCGUUUUCUUUCAUCGAUUAUUACAAGAGAUGUAAAGGAACCACUGUAGAAAAUACCAUCAAACGUUAUAAUCACAAACAUGUAAAAUGGUCUUCGCAAGGGAUGCUGCGUGUGGAACCACCUGCUAUGAUGCAACUUUUUCAACCUACAUUAGAACAUAUUAAAGAACACAUUGCUAAUGUACUUAACAGUCCUGAUGUUAAUAAUAUCAAUUACCUUUUCCUUGUCGGUGGAUUUGCAGAAUCUCAGAUUUUACAAAAAGAAGUAAGAGAUACAUUUUCUCCCUUUGUCAAAGUGAUAAUUCCCCAGGGAGUGAGCUUAGCUAUUCUAAGAGGAGCAGUUAUAUUUGGCCUAGAUCCAACUAUUGUUAAUGUUAGAAGAUUGCGUAUGACAUAUGGAGUUGGAGUUCUUAAUCGUUUCAUACAUGGAAUUCAUCCUCCAGAGAAACUUAUUGUUAAAGAUGGUAUAGAAUGGUGUGCAGAUAUAUUUGAUAAAUUUGUGGUGACUGACCAGUCUGUGGGUCUUGGUGAUGUUGUUACGCGCAGUUACACUCCAGCCAAAGCAGGACAGACUUGUAGUGUUAUUCAUAUUUACAGCAGUGAGAGAGAUGACGUGCAUUUUAUUACAGAUCCAGGUGUUCAGAGAUGUGGAACUCUUGUCUUAGAUUUGAAUGACAGCAAAUAUUUAACCAAUAUGCCUCACAGAAGAGAAAUUCAAAUGAGGGUGACUUUUGGUGAUACAGAAAUCAAAGUUAGUGCCUUGGAUCUAGUUACAGGAAAAUGUGUUAAAGCAGAUAUUGAUUUUCUUAAUCACUAAUGUCAUACCAAAUUUACAUACUAGUCAACGAAAAGAGCUUUGUUAAUUAUGGGAAACAAAAAUGAUAAUGCAUCAAUCCCUGUAAAUUAGCUAUUUGAAUCUUGAAUCAAGUCAAAAUCAGAAUGUAAAUACAAAUAUUCAUGUGCAGUUCAAUGAUAUGUAUAAGAAAUUAAAUAUAUAAACUAUGUUAAGAAUAGUCUUUUCUAUUUAAUUAAUUGUAAUUGUUUAUACUGCCAUUAAUUCUUAAAAUGUUAAUUACUGAAAGUAAUUUUGUAGAAAUGUAAAACUAAUCAUAAGAACCAAAGAUCUAUUGUAUCUACUCAAACAUUUAGCAUUUAAUUUUUACUUUGAGCAGUGGGAGAUUUCUCAUUAGGCCCACUAGGCCUGGGCCUAUGGCGCAAGAAUUUGGAGGUACAAAAAUUCAAAAUAAUGAAAAAAUAAAAGUUAUUUUAAUGUACAUAGGAACAAUUCAUAAAAGUAGUAGUGCAAAUUACAAGCUAAAGUAGGAACAGAAUAAGACAUUGAUUGACUAAUAUUAAAAUAAAUAUAUUUUACACAAACUUAGUAGUAUUAAUGUUGAUUUUCAAUAACAAUAGUGCUGCUUGUAUUUUUACAAUUUUUAAAUAUUGAAAGGACAAUUAUUCCAGAAUUAAAAUAAUAAAGAAUCAUUCAGUGCAAAAGUGGCACUAUUAGUUUUGAGAUGCCUGCAUAUUAUGUGCCUAGGGGUGCCAUAUUUCUAAAUCUACCACUGACUGAAUCAAAUAAUGAUGAUAAGACAUUUUCUGCUUUUCAAUGUAUACAAACUGCUUUAAUCUUCAUUGGAUUAUACUUAUAUUUCUAAAGAUUGUAUGACUACUUAUCUGGUUUAACUAUUAAUUCUUUUUUUUCAUUUAAAAAAGAAAUUGUACAUACUUUUUACUCAAAAAUUCAUUUAAAAGAUUAUAGAAGACUUCAGAUUUAUUUGUAAUAUAUAUGUAGUAUUAAAUCUAAUUUUCAGGAAUCAAUAUUGUAUCAUUUUAUAUCUAAACAACAUAUUAACAAAUCAAGAAAAUCUAAAUAU
Centruroides sculpturatus (bark scorpion) is the source of this 4268-nucleotide messenger RNA. Its product is annotated as heat shock 70 kDa protein 12A-like. The transcript has 8 exons. The record is from RefSeq and is a predicted model, not a curated record. Bases 68 to 3208 code for a protein of 1046 amino acids. Lineage: Eukaryota; Metazoa; Arthropoda; Arachnida; Scorpiones; Buthidae.